CUGGCGGCCCGGAUUCGGCCGUGGUUUGGCGCGGGGGAGCGGGCUUGGUUAUUCGAUAACCCCAAAGAUUCUCUUUCGCUGGGACUCACUCAGGGUUUUGAUCUGACCUUUAUCUUAGACGAUCCCAUCGCCCGCGUCCCGCUCCUGCUUUAUCUCUUUCACCGCAUUGAGCAGGCCCUCGAUGGUCAGAAAGCCAUCAUUUUUAUUGAUGAGGGCUGGCGGGCGCUGGAUGAUGAAGCCUUUGAAGCCAGGCUGAGGGACUGGCUCAAAACGAUUCGGAAAAAGAACGGCCUGGUGGGUUUCGGUACGCAGAGCGCAGAAGAUGUGACGGGUACGAGCAUCGGCAAGACGAUUGUUGAACAGUGCCGGACACAGCUUUUCAUGCCGAAUUAUAAGGCUUCCGAGGAGGGUUACUGUGGCGGCUUCGGGCUCACGCCGCAUGAAUUGGAAGUGGUCCGAGGAAUGGGCGAUACCUCGCGCUGCUUCCUGAUUAAACAUGAUGCAACCUCGGUGGUGGCGAGGCUCGACCUGGGCGGAGAGGAUGACAUUAUCUCUAUCCUGUCCGGACGGGAGGAAACCGUUUUGCUGUGUGAUGCUAUUCGCGCCGAAGUCGGGGACGACCCGGCCGUCUGGCUCCCAAUUUUUCAGGAAAGGAGAAAAGCCUUAUGA
Messenger RNA from Geodia barretti, 669 nucleotides. NCBI's taxonomy places the organism in Eukaryota, Metazoa, Porifera, Demospongiae, Tetractinellida, Geodiidae. The record is from the annotation of a GenBank genome assembly.